Messenger RNA from Coniophora puteana RWD-64-598 SS2, 1683 nucleotides. RefSeq lists its product as uncharacterized. Gene Ontology annotation, cellular component: SCF ubiquitin ligase complex. The transcript is spliced from 2 exons. Bases 132 to 1673 code for a protein of 513 amino acids. The record is from RefSeq and is a predicted model, not a curated record. Gene Ontology annotation, biological process: SCF-dependent proteasomal ubiquitin-dependent protein catabolic process. Lineage: Eukaryota; Fungi; Basidiomycota; Agaricomycetes; Boletales; Coniophoraceae.
CUGGCUAAAGCGACCCAGCCCUUGAGCUAGUACACUGACUAACUCAUAGGAGCGGAAUAACGACCUUUGUAAGUGGCAAACUACCUGCGUUAAUCAACAGAAAAGCCGUAAACAGUUUGCAGUCCCUAUCCAUGGUCGACCUUUGCACCGAUGGACCUGAGCAUACUUCGACUAUAGCUCAGGAUCUUGGUCCGUAUGGGCUGAUAGAUGACUCGCCGUGCUACGUUGCUCGGGUUCCUGUGGAGCUUCUCUCACGGAUCUUUGAACAUGCCCUUCCUCCUCCUCCUUUCGUCGAACAGGACGACGAGCGUGACGACGAAGAGGUCGCAGAACAAUACAAUGCACAACUUCUCUCUCUUGACGACGAGCCUUCACCAUCCCAGUACCACUCACCAAGCUACCCCUCGCAAAUGCUCGUAUCGCACGUUUGCAAACGUUGGCGGAUCACCGCGAUCGCUACACCAUCCCUCUGGACUUCCAUUCGACUGACACUGAAGAAUCUGCCACCGUUUACGAAGGCACAUACGUGGAUCGGAAGGAGUGGUAGCGUACCACUGGACAUCAACGUCUACAUCAACGACGACGAGGAGUACGUUCCAAACGAACGUGGUGGAGACUCGGACGCCUCCGGAUCGUACGAUUCCUCAGAAAGCGACGACUCUCCUUUCAUGAGUUGUGAAUCAUUUGAGGAUCUCAUAGCGAUGCUAGUCUCUCGUGCUUCGCAAUGGCGCUCGUUUGUAUUUGCGGCCUCCUUACCCGAAUUUGUGCAGACAACGAUCAACGCAUUGUGGUCGCUGCCGCCAGCGCCGCACCUCCGUCACAUUUCUAUUCGUCAAAUCGACUUCCUCCUAGACUCUCCUUAUCUUCGACCCAUCGUUGAUUCUCAAUCUUCGGUUCUCGGAGGCGCGUCUCAGCAGCUCAAGUCUAUAGAGCUCUGGAAUGUGCUAGUGGAUGUAGACCGCUGUUUCACAAACUGCCACGCCCUUACACACCUAACUAUUUCGUAUUACCGCCCCGGAGAGACUCUGACCUGGGAAUCGGUUUUCUCAGUACUGCGGUCUGCACCCGCCCUCCAAUCAUUGACGAUCCGGCAGGCUACGCCGUACUUCGAACCCACAGAAGAGACGGUCGUCACUCUACCAGCUCUUAGAGAGCUCGACCUUCAAGAGACAGACGCUACCGCAGUUGCCAGUGUUCUGCGCCAUCUCUCAUUUCCGAAUAUAACGACCUUGCAUCUCUCAGUAGGGGGUGAGGUUUCAAGCGACAGCAGGCUUAUGGAAAUACUCUCCGAGUCCACUUCCGACCGAGCGAGCCUGCUUAGUCGUCUGCAGCACCUUGCGUUAUACAAGUUCCCUCAAGGCGAAUUGGCUAUUUCCGUGUUCGAACAGCUGAACUCGCUCAAAAGUUUAGAGUUAAGUCACGGGUCUGCUUCUUACAGAGACGACUUCGCAGAAUUGGUGCGGCGAAGUGAUGCGGCGCUUCCCUCGCUGCAGACGUUAAUACUGCAGUCACCACCAAUGAAGGCGGAACUUUCCAUGAUCAAGUCGCUAGUCAAUAGGAAUGUUGGACCGCAACUCCAAGAGCUUCGGAUCCGGGGCGGUGUGGGGGAUUCAUUAACAGAUACGGACUUGCGUUGGCUCAAAGAGCAUUUGAUAAUUCGAUACAUACGAUGAUGACAGGGCC